Messenger RNA from Erpetoichthys calabaricus (reedfish), 2544 nucleotides. It is a transcript of the gene fscn2b, whose product is annotated as fascin actin-bundling protein 2b, retinal. The record is from RefSeq and is a predicted model, not a curated record. Bases 900 to 2375 code for a protein of 491 amino acids. Gene Ontology annotation, molecular function: actin filament binding; protein-macromolecule adaptor activity. NCBI's taxonomy places the organism in Eukaryota, Metazoa, Chordata, Cladistia, Polypteriformes, Polypteridae. Gene Ontology annotation, biological process: cell migration; establishment or maintenance of cell polarity; actin filament bundle assembly. Gene Ontology annotation, cellular component: cytoplasm; actin cytoskeleton. The transcript has 5 exons.
GUAAAGCAGAUUAGAAGCCUGUGGAAUCAGAGAGGGCUCUUUCUCCUAGUAUGUGGGUUCACCAGCGCCGCUGACCCAGAGAGGCUGGAAUCAGAGACCUGAAGUAACUUUAUACUGACGCAAGGUGGAAAGCAAACACCCUGAGAGGAGUGCAGCAGCCGCUGGGGAGAGAUCAGGUUGCAGAGCUUUGUAACUCACCUGCGGCUGCACAGGUGGGUCCUAGUCAGCACUGCAGGGAGCUGACAAUUGAGAAUGCGGGUAGGGUCAAUUUUGGAGGAACUCUCGUAGGGGCACAAGGUGAAAAAUAGUCACUCCAGCCCACCACCCGGUAUCACAGUCUGCAAAGAAGGGAGAAAUUACCUUAGUCAAAGCGGCCAUUGUGCUCAAGAUAAAGAGAAAAGGCUUCAGCCUGCUGAUGCUGCUCGUUCCGGGGGACUUGAGUCGGCUUAUUGAAAUCUGGGUGAAGCUGCGUAAUCCAAGAUGUACCCAGUAGAAGAGCUGCAAGGACCUGAGUGCAGCUGGCAGGCUCCAGGAAAUUAACAGUAUGCCAAGGUAAAGCCCGACAUUACGGCAGAGAGGCAAAUUCUGGGGGGCAAACCUACCAGCCACACCUCUUCUGACAAUUCUGAUGUGGAGUAAAAGUGUGCAAGAGGAAUCUCUAUAGAUCAAUGUAACAUCUGUGGUGCCGGAGUGAGCUGUUGAAUCCUACCUAUUUUAUUUCAAAAGAUUUUUAAAAAGGAGGAAAGAAAAGUGUGAAUAUAUUGAGGAACGACUCGAGAAGAACAGACGGAAAGCAAAGGCAACAGGGAAGAGGACUGAGACACAAAGGUGACUGAUUUGAAAUAUCUGCCGUCUCCCUCCCUUUUCUCUUGACUGGAAUCUACAAAGACUGGCCAACAAUGCCAACCAACGGAAUUCAUCGAUCUUUGAAAAUCCAGUUUGGGUUGAUCAACCAUGAGAACCGUUACCUGACAGCUGAGGCAUUUGGUUUCAAGGUUAAUGCUUCGGCGCCAAGCCUGAAGAGGAAGCAGAUAUGGACUUUAGAGCAGGACGAGAAGGACAGCUCUGUAGUCUAUCUACGCAGCCACCUGGGACGCUAUCUGGCGGCAGACAAGGACGGCAAGGUCAGCUGUGAGGCAGAGCAGGCCAAUGAGGACAGUCGAUUCCAGAUUGCUGCCCAGUCCGACGGCCGCUGGGCUCUCCAGUCUGCGCCUCACAGCCGCUACUUUGGUGGCUCCGAGGAUCGUCUUUCAUGCUUCGCCCAGUCUAUUGGAGAGCCUGAGCUCUGGGCCGUACACCUGGCCCUCCACCCUCAGGCCAACUUGCUGAGUGUCAGUCGUAAGCGCUAUGCUCACCUGUCUGCCCAGGAGGAUGAAAUUUCGGCAGACAGCAACAUUCCCUGGGGUGUGGACUCCCUCCUCACUUUGAUCUACCUGGAGGGCAAGUACUGCCUCAAAACCUGCGACAGCCGAUUCCUUCGAAAUGACGGAAAGCUUGUCCGAGAACCCGAGCGCAACACUAGCUACACUUUGGAGUUCAGGUCUGGCAAACUGGCCUUCAAGGAUUGCGAGGGCAAGUAUUUGACCCCCAUGGGCCCAACGGGCACCUUGCGCUCUGGACGCAGCUCCAAGCCAGGAAAAGAAGAGCUCUUUGACUUGGAAGAGAGCCACCCACAGGUUGUCUUCCAGGCUUCCAAUGGUAGAUUUGUGUCCAUCAGGCAAGGUGUCAGCAUUUCUGCCAAUCAGGAUGAUGAGACAGACCAAGAGACCUUUCAGAUGGAGAUUGACCCCGAGACGAAGCAGUGCAUGUUUCGAACCAACACAGGCAACUACUGGACUCUGGUGUCACAUGGGGGGAUUCAAUCAACUGCCACUGAAAUAACUGCCAAUACUCUGUUUAAGAUUGAGUGGCGCGAGCGUAGAGUGGCACUCAAAGCCAGCAAUGGGAAGUAUGUUUGCACCAAGAAGAAUGGACAACUAGCUGCAGUCUGCGAUGGAGUAGGUGAGGAUGAAGAAUUUCUGCUAAAACUUAUUAACCGACCUAUUUUAAUACUGCGUGGGGAGAACGGCUUUGUUUGUUACCACAAGAGCUCCAAUACGCUGAAUGGCAGCCGAUCGGUCUAUGACAUCUUCCAGCUUAUGUUCAGCAAUGGUGCCUAUCAAAUUAAAGGUUCGGGGGGCAAGUUCUGGUAUGUCAACAGCAGUGAGCUGGUCUGCUCAGAUGGGGACAUGCCUGAGGAUUUCUUCUUUGAGUUUUUAGAGCAUGGACGAGUGGGCAUCAAAGCAAAAAACAGCAAGUACCUCCGUGGUGACCAAGGGGGAAUGCUAAAGGCUGAUGCUGAGACUGUGGACGGCUCGACACUCUGGGAGUACUGACCCUCACUGGAUGUUUAUAGAGCUAUACAAACAAAAUAGAUGAUUAUAACAGUAAGAAGCAACAAAAGAAAAAUGACCAAGUAAGUAAAAUGCCUAAAAAAGACAAAGGACUGCAACCAAGCCGAAAGUAUUGAAUCACUAGUCUGCUGUGUCCGGAUUACGAGAUGGC